Anisakis simplex (herring worm) is the source of this 807-nucleotide messenger RNA. The record is from the annotation of a GenBank genome assembly. NCBI's taxonomy places the organism in Eukaryota, Metazoa, Nematoda, Chromadorea, Rhabditida, Anisakidae.
AUUGAGAUUCUCUUCAAACGUCCAGAAUGUCAGCCUAAAAAAUCCAAAAAUUUAUCGCGAAUAAAACGAGAUCAACAAUUUGUUGUGAUGUUCGUCGAACAACGAGAUUACUCACACGAAAAUUGCAGAGAAUUGUGCUCGCCUUACGUGUACGGUUAUGGAGCUCAUUUCAUAUUCACCAUCACCAAUGGCAUAUGCUCACUUUUGCUUAUCUCACCGUAUGCUCGCGAUUUAAUCGCUCUGAUUCGGUUGACCGUGAAUGGAUUGCAGAAUGAAUUUUAUAAAAGCAAAACUGAUCUAUGCGUAACUCUUAUUGCACUCGGUUGUUUUUUACUAACUCUGAUCAUUAAUUAUAUCGAUGUGGCAUUCGAUUUAUACAAUUCAAUCAGUGUUUUUGGUUACCCGUUGCUAUUCCCUUACAUAAACUUUCCACUCUUCCUAUUUGGAUUGCAUCACAGUGUUCUACGCACACACAAACAAUGCGAACAAGUUAUUUAUGAGGUUAACUCAUUUGUGAAACUGGCUUAUGAUAAUGCCGAAUACUUUCAAAUAGCUACUGUCAAAGUGUACGAAGAGGAUAUGUAUAUUGAAGUGACGUGUUAUAAAUGUCUUAAUCUCUCGAACUGUUCAAGAUCCUCGAAUGUGUACACAAUUGAAUCGAGACCAUCACUGGUACAUCGACAUUCAGCGGUUGCUGUCGGUGAUAAUACACGGCGGAUUGGCAGUUUACGUGACUUGGAUAAUUGGUUACAAAAUAAAAUGCAAAUAUCAAUCGCACCUUCGGAUGAGAAAAAUAUUUACUAUUGA